Messenger RNA from Acipenser ruthenus (sterlet), 2822 nucleotides. Its product is annotated as protein FAM98A-like. The record is from RefSeq and is a predicted model, not a curated record. The transcript is spliced from 8 exons. Gene Ontology annotation, cellular component: tRNA-splicing ligase complex. The coding region runs from base 125 to 1663 and encodes 512 amino acids. Lineage: Eukaryota; Metazoa; Chordata; Actinopteri; Acipenseriformes; Acipenseridae.
GUGUUGGUCAUUCCUGUCUGGUGUUCAGAGGUCGGGUUUGGACCCCGACAUGCCAACCGAGCAGCUGCGUGGGUGAAGCCGGGCAGUUUCUGUAAUUUAGUCAUUUAAAGUAGACGACAGUGAAAUGGAGAACGACGUAUUAGACUGUUUGGAGGAUUUGUGUUACAAGGGUCCUCUGGUAGAAAAUGGUGCGCUGGAUCAGGCAGUUGCUGGGGGAGCCGCUUCUCCUGAAUUCACAAAGCUCUGUGCCUGGAUUGUCUCUGAGAUCAAGCUGUACUGCAAAUUGGAGGAGAGUGUGCAAGCCACAAACAGUCCCAGUGAAGCAGAAGGCUUCCAGUUUGAGAUGAGUGGCUUGCUAGCUGAGAUGAACUGCCCUUAUUCUGUUCUUACAACUGGGGAUGUCGCCAAACGUCUUCUAAACAAAAACAGCUGCCUUUUGCUGCUCACCUACCUUAUUUCCGAGUUGGAGGCGUUAAAGAUGGUUCAUGUAAGCCAUCCGCCAAAGACGGCUCCGGAGGGGGGAGGCAGUGACGUUUUUCUUGAGCUGAAGGGGAUUUGUGUGGGCCUGGGUAUGUCCAAACCCCCCGCCAACAUUGCCAUGUUCCAGUUCUUUAGUGGAAUUGAGAAGAAGCUGAAGGAAGCCAUGUCCAAGGUGCCUCCGAAUCACGUUGGAAAGCCACUACUGAAGAAACCACUUGGCCCAGUUCACUGGGAAAAAAUCGAAGCUGUUAACCAAGCACUAGUUAAUCAAUAUGAAGUCCGGAGGAAGAUGCUGCUGAAACGACUUGAUGUAACGGUGCAGUCUUUUGGUUGGUCAGAAAGAGCAAAGGCUCGUGCUGAUCAGUUGGCGAAGGUAUACCCGGCGAAACGGACUGCUCUUGCUACAAAAAGCAGUGUUUCUAUUGCUCACCUAUAUGCAGCCCGGGAAGAUCUGUCCAAGAUUUUAAGAACCAGCAGUGGAACGAUCCGUGAGAAGUCAGCCUGUGCCAUCAACAAGGUGCUGAUGGGCCGGGUGCCGGACCGAGGAGGAAGACCCAAUGAGAUCGAGCCGCCUCCUCCGGAGAUGCCGCCCUGGCAAAAAAGGCAGGAUGGGCCGCAGCAGUACGGAGGGGGAGGCGGGCAGCAGAACAGAGGCGGUGGCAGAGGGGGCUACGAUCAGCAGUCCCAGGGAGGGCGGGGAGGGUACGACCGAGGAGGAGGUGGCCGGGGUGGCAGAGGGGGCAAAGUACAAGGGGGUUGGGGGGAUGGAGGAGGUGGUGGCUACCAAGGCAACUACCAAGGGGGUGGAUACCAAGGCGGGGGAGGUGGGGGGUAUUCAGGUGGAGGGUAUCAAGGCGGGUUUCAGCCACCUACCUACCAGGGAAGUGGACACCAGGGAGGAGGAGGAGGAGGAGGAGGGGGAGGAGGAGGGGGAGGGGGUUAUCAGGGUGGUGGAGGAUACCAGCAGGAUAACCGCUACCAGGACGGUGGCUACCAAGAGAGAGGUGGCCGUGGGGGGCGUGGUGGCAGGGGCAGGGGGAACCGUGGCUGUCAAGGAGGUGGUUGGGGUGGAAGAGGAGGGCAGAACUUAAAUCAGGGAGGGCAGUUUGAGCAGUACUUCCAGCAGGGAGGCUAUCACUAUAACCAGGCAGGGUUUGGUCAAGGGAAGCAUUAUUCAAGUUGAGGGUAACCUCAUGGUCAUUGCAGCAGAGCUCACGUACUAGCGAUGUGUAGAGAGGGGGAUAAAAAAAAAAAGCCUUAACUACAAAAUAUUCCAGCGAUGUACACUACCAUGGAAUUGCACAGUAAGGUCGCCAGCACUGGGAGGAGUUGGUGCUGACCUGAAAUGGUUAGUUUUGAACUGUGAGAGGUUUCACAUACAGCAAGACUGAAGACUUAAAUUUUUUGUUUUAAUCAUGAAUAUAUGGGGACAUUUCUGAUGACAUGUUUUUCAUGAAACAGACACGACGGUACCUAUGCAAUCAUUUAUUUUAUUUUAACAUUUUUGUUUCAGGAAUUUCAACAUGAUUCUGGCUUUUGCUUUCAUAUCACAAAUAUACUGAAGCCUCAUCCCCUAAUGAGAGCUGAAUCAUUUUUGUUUUAACCCUAUGGGAGGGACUUGCAUCAUCAAACAACUAACAGAUAUCAGAAGUAUCCUUUUAAUGUAGUGCAUUUACAAGACUGAAGACCCUCUUAUGACCAGUAACAUGAAAUUGAUCUACGUCAGUGUCUCCACAAUAUGAGCUCUGCUGUAAUUGCUUUGGGUUACAAAUCAAUAGCCUUAUCUUCUGGUUUUUGAACGUUGCAACUGUAGAGAAUUGAAAUGCCACUACUACAGGUUUUUUUUUGUUUGUUUGUUUUUUUGGAGAUCUGCAACACUACUAUAUCUUACCAUGGACCUAUAUGGUGGUUAGAAAACAAACAGAUUAUCAAGCAAGAAAAACGUUUAAAUCUAUCUGCAGUCCUCCUUUAGAGGAAUAUUAUUAUUUUCAGCGUUAACUGAUGUGAAAUUUACUUGAAAGGAAAUAUGUAUUCUUAAAUAUGCUUUGUGCAUGAGUUUACACCACUGGUUAAAACACGUGGUUGAUUUAAACUAAAAUUUACUGGCAUCCAGGCAAGGGACUGUAGAAUCCUGGAGGCCUUUCGUUCUUGCUACAGACAACAUCCAACUAACCGAGCUCAUGAUUUCUUUUUUUUCUCUUUACUAAAAGCCACAUGACACUGCUUGUUGGCUAUUAUGUGUACAUAAGUUAUGUGAAGUUAUGAAAGACAAUGCUUGAAAGUGUGAUGUUGAAUGAACAGUGAGCAAUACAAAUAAAAAAAAAACAAUCUGAAUUAAGUUA